AUGGAGGUGGAGGGUGGCCCUCUGGGCCCGGGGGAGCGCUGGGCGCCGGUGGGCGCCGUGUCGGCGGCGGCGGUGGUGGAGGAGGAGACCGAGGAGGAGGCGGCGGUGGGCGGGUCGCUUCAGUCGGUGCCGCGGCUGCGGGCAGAGCGGUGCCGCCUGCAGGGGGCGCUGCUGGCCCUGGCCUCGCACUUCGCGCAGGUUCAGUUCCGGCUGCGGCAGGUGGCGCGCGCUGGGCCCGGCGAACAGCAGCGGCUGCUGAGGGAGCUGGAGGAGUUCGCCUUCCGCGGCUGUCCCGGGCCCGCCCCGGGUGAGCAAGAGAAGCAGGACCAAAGUGAGGUCCAGAAGGAGAAGCAGAGGGAGCUGAUCCUGCAGCUCAAAACACAGCUGGAUGACCUGGAGACGUUUGCUUACCAAGAGGGCAGCUAUGAUUCUCUACCACAGUCUGUGGUUAUGGAAAGACAACGGAUGAUUAUAAAUGAGUUGAUAAAGAAGCUGGACAUGGACUUGAGCGAAGAUAUUGCAACACUGUCUCCAGAGGAACUGCGACAGCGUGUGGAUGCUGCCAUAGCACAGAUUGUUAACCCAGCCAGGGUAAAGGAGCAGCUGGUGGAACAGCUGAAGACACAGAUAAGGGACCUUGAAAUGUUCAUCAGCUUCAUUCAGGAUGAAGUUGGAAGCUCUGGGAGGGCAGAAGAUGGACACUGUGAAUGUGCAGGCAGAAAAGAUGGUGGUGGCUCCUCUAAACCAAGCACUCAGCCUUCUGGAAACAGAGUGAACCCAGAAGAUGCCAGAAAGAUGCGAGAAGCAGGCCUGCACCUCAUGCAUCGCAUGUUGGCUGUGCUGCAGAUAUUUGCUGUCAGUCAGUUUGGUUGUGCUGCUGGUCAGAUUCCUCGCACCCUCUGGCAGAAGGACCAAGCCAGCAAGGACUACUCCCCCCUAAUUAAGAAACUGGAGUUGUCAGUAGAGAGGGUGAGGCAGCUAGCUACAGAACACCAGCAGGAAGACCACAUUAUCAGUCCCACUGAUCUGCAGGAUGUUCCCUUAGGAGGCAGAGAUGAGCUGACCCUAGCUGUGCGGAAGGAGUUAGCCAUAGCUUUGCGAGACCUAAUGGCUCACGGGCUGUAUGCCCCUUCCCAAGGAAUGAGCCUGGUACUGGCACCCAUUGCCUGCUUGAUUCCUGCAUUCACCUCGGCGCCACAGGCCAUGCACCCCUGGGAGCUCUUUGUGAAGUACUACAAUGCCAAGAACGGCCAAGCCUUCGUGGAGUCCCCGGCCCGCAAGCUCUCCCAGGCCUUCGCCCUGCCUGUGACGGGAGGAGCAGCCACCACCCCCAAGCAGAGCCUGCUGACAGCCAUCCACACGGUGCUGACAGAGCAUGACCCCUUCAAGCGCAGCGCAGACUCCGAGCUGAAGGCUCUGGUGUGCAUGGCACUGAACGAGCAGCGCCUGGUCUCCUGGGUCAACCUGAUCUGCAAAUCUGGAGCUUUGGUGCAGUCCCACUACCAGCCCUGGAGCUACAUGGCAAACACAGGCUUUGAGAGUGCCCUCAAUGUUCUCAGCCGCCUGAGCAACUUGAAAUUCAACCUCCCGGUUGACCUGGCUGUCCGGCAGCUGAAAAACAUCAAAGAUGCUUUUUGAUGUAUUUGUAUUGUAGAUCACCCAUUUUCCACAAGUAGGCAGCUGCUAGGCUCCAGUAGCCUGGCUUUUUUAAGACCAAAUUUGGCUCUUUGAAGUUGGUAAUUGCAAUUAGGGAAAUCCAGUGGUGUCUUGAUGAUGGAAAGACACCACUGUCUUGAUGUCUGUUUUACAGGACUGCCACUGCAAAGCUGCUGGAGGUUGGGUGCUGUGCAGCACCUCACCCUGCCCCUGUUGUGCAGUUCUGCUCCUCAGAACUGCAUGGUUGGCAAGCAACCAGCAAAUGCUCAGCGCAUGGGGCUGGCAGUCCUGAGUGCAGCAGGGGCGUGGCCGCGAAGACUGCAGGCAGGGGGAGGUCCUGUGGAACCCACAGCUCGACUGUUUGGCUGCCCCCCCUCUGCUGUUUCUUAGUCUGUGCUCUGAACCAUGCUGCUGCGAGAUACUCAUCAGGAGGUCUCCUGGUGGCAGGGGACUUGCCCUCCCCGGUAUGAAAUCGGCUGACCCACAGGUGCAGGGACUGCUCUGCUCCAGUGCUGGUGGCUCGGUGAUCCAGGGGAGCAGUCGGAUGGGGGCCGACUUUGGCCAGCAGCCCCCGAGCUCUUUGUUUGAAGCUUCUGUGCAGUGGUGAGCGCGCCCGCGUCCGGUGCUGGACCGGGGAUUAUUAAACCGCUUUA
Indicator indicator is the source of this 2309-nucleotide messenger RNA. It is a transcript of the gene RUNDC1, whose product is annotated as RUN domain containing 1. The record is from RefSeq and is a predicted model, not a curated record. The coding region runs from base 1 to 1638 and encodes 545 amino acids. The transcript has 5 exons. NCBI's taxonomy places the organism in Eukaryota, Metazoa, Chordata, Aves, Piciformes, Indicatoridae.